Molecule: messenger RNA, 6334 nt
Organism: Cyprinus carpio (common carp)
Lineage: Eukaryota; Metazoa; Chordata; Actinopteri; Cypriniformes; Cyprinidae
Product: mucin-2-like
Exons: 11
Coding region: 1286-5896 (1536 amino acids)
Source: RefSeq, a predicted model, not a curated record
GUUCAUGCUUAGUUCAUGUUAACUAGUUGUUUAAUACUGCAGUCACGCCAGUUUAAUACACUAUUAAUACACUAACUAAUAAACCUUAUUGUAAAGUGUUACCCUGCAAACUAAUACUAAAUAAAUAAAUAAUUACAUACGAGUCUCUAAGAGAAGUAGUUAAAUGUCUUGUUAUUCAUUCUGCCAUUUUAAGAAUUUUGUUUAAUUUCUGUUUUGAUUUUUAUUGCCAGAAAAACAAAAUGACACAAGAUCAGGACCAGCAAAGGGUAGGGUGGUGGAGGGGAGGGGGAAUAGGGAAAGAUUAGAGGGUUCUUUUUUCCCCCAAAGGUAAGCUUUUUGUGUUUAUCAUGUAUGUUUAGAUAUAAAUGUAUGUUUCAACCGCAGUAACCACGAAAUUUAAGAUGACAGAAAACACGAAAAGAAGUCGCGUUCGCUUGUAACUGGCAACGGCAUAGGCUGCUAUGUGUUCUAGAGCGCUUCGCUUUCUGUUCAGUAUCGGACACGGACAUAGCGCUUUACAAUAGGCUACAGAUGUGUUUUACAGUGUUAAAAAGGAAAAACGUGUGCCGUUAAUGCAUGACGAUAUAAAACAGUCAGUUUAUCAGUUAAAGUCAGUUCAUUGUUAAUUCAGUGAUAUCGUUCAGCUCAGUUCAUUUCUACUACAUUGACAAAACAUAAGUAGCAUAAAGUCUUUGGUAGCAUAUAGCUAUUAUUACUAUUAUUAAAUAAUACUAUAUUAAUAUUAAAAUACUUUUAAGCACAGAUUUAUUUGAUAAAUAUGCGAUAUAUAAUGCAUGUAAUAGUGAUUAUCACUAUAAAAUGCAUUAUAUCGCAUGUAGUCUAUAUCACAUAAAGCUUUGCUUAAAAGUAUUUGAGAUUAUUUGGAUGCUAGAGACGCUAAUUAAUUAAAAAUCGGUAGCUCGAGACGAACAAAUUGCGCCCAGAAAAUCCUAUUGACAGACAUAAAUUCCCUAAAAAUCUUUAUAACGUUGUAUUUUUAUGUCUAACGUUUUCCCCCCAUCUGGAACAUUUUAAUGGGAAUAGUCUGUGAUAUCACCCAGCAAACUUUGUAAAUGUUCUCGUCAGGGGAGUGUUCAAGUCUGUUUGUCCAUGUGGAUCACCGUGACCGCACCAUUGCAAACAAGACGAUUACUAAUUCAGCACUGACUGUAUAACUCGACCAACAGGGGAAAACCAACGCAUCCUGCCUCUAUAUAAAAAUGAAGAUCAAUGCAGGCGAAGAAACAGAGGCUCUCUUAGGUGAUUCCAACAGUGAGCAACCAAGAUGGCCACAUAUCUGUCCUUACUGCUGCUGUUUGCAUGUGCCUCCACAAGCUCUUCAGAUCAAAAAACCUCCAAUGAGGAGAUGACCAAUGAUGAAGGGAUUGGAGGAGAAGAGUUAACAUUCCCUGAGGAUGAAAGUGAGUCCACACCUUCUGAGGGCCUUGAUGCAAGCACCAUGCUCCCUGCUGAUGAGAACCCAACAGAAGGUCCAUCAAGCGGAGUACCAACAGAAGAACCUAUAAGCACAGCACCAACCAAAGGUCCUUCACAGACAGUGCCAACAGAAGGUCCUACUAGCACAGCACCAACAGAAGGUCCUGCAAGCACAGUGCCAAUAGAAGGUCCUACUAGCACAGUGCCAACCGAAGGUCCUUCAGGGACAGAGCCAACAAAAGGUCCUGCUAGCACAGUGCCAACCAAAGGUCCUUCAGGGACAGUGUCAAGUGAAGGUCCUACUAGCACAGCACCAACAGAAGGUCCUGCAAGCACAGUGCCAACAGAAGGUCCUACUAGCACAGUGCCAACCGAAGGUCCUACUAACACAGCACCAACCGAAGGUCCUUCAGGGACAGAGCCAACAAAAGGUCCUACUAGCACAGCACCAACAAAAGGUCCUGCAAGCACAGUGCCAACAGAUGGUCCUACUAGCACAGCACCAACUGAAGGUCCUACUAGCACAGCGCCAACCGAAGGGCCUACUAACACAGUGCCAACCGAAGGUCCUUCAGGAACAGGGUCAAAUGAAGUUCCUACUAGCACAGCACCAACAGAAGGUCCUGCAAGCACAGUGCCAAUAGAAGGUCCUGCAAGCACAGUGCCAACUGAAGGUCCUACUAGCACAGCGCCAACCGAAGGUCCUUCAGGAACAGAGCCAACAAAAGGUCCUACUAGCACAGUGCCAACCCAAGGUCUUUCAGGGACAGUGUCAAAUGAAGGUCCUACUAGCACAGCACCAACAGAAGGUCCUGCAAGCACAGUGCCAACAGAAGGUCCUACUAGCACAGCACCAACUGAAGGUCCUACUAGCACAGUGCCAACCGAAGGUCCUACUAGCAGAGCACCAACAGAAGGUCCUUCAGGGACAGAGCCAACAAAAGGUCCUACUAGCACAGUGCCAACAGAAGGGCCUACUAAACACAGUGCCAACCGAAGGUCUUCAGGAACAGGGUCAAAUGAAGUUCCUACUAGCACAGCACAACAGAAGGAACAGAGCCAACAAAAGGUCCUACUAGCACAGUGCCAACCCAAGGUCUUUCAGGGAACAGUGUCAAAUGAAGGUCCUACUAGCACAGCACCAACAGAAGGUCCUGCAAGCACAGUGCCAACAGAAGGUCCUACUAGCACAGCACCAACUGAAGGUCCUACUAGCACAGUGCCAACCGAAGGUCCUACUAGCAGAGCACCAACAGAAGGUCCUUCAGGGACAGAGCCAACAAAAGGUCCUACUAGCACAGCGCCAACCGAAGGGCCUACUAACACAGUGCCAACCGAAGGUCCUUCAGGAACAGGGUCAAAUGAAGUUCCUACUAGCACAGCACCAACAGAAGGUCCUGCAAGCACAGUGCCAAUAGAAGGUCCUGCAAGCACAGCGCCAACUGAAGGUCCUACUAGCACAGCGCCAACCGAAGGUCCUUCAGGAACAGAGCCAACAAAAGGUCCUACUAGCACAGUGCCAAACGAAGGUCCUUCAGGAACAGUGUCAAAUGAAGGUCCUACUAGCACAGUGCCAACAGAAGGUCCUACUAGCACAGCGCCAACCGAAGGUCCUACUAGCACAGCACCAACUGAAGGUCCUUCUAGCACAGUGCCAACCGAAGGUCCUACUAGCAGAGCACCAACAGAAGGUCCUUCAGGGACAGAGCCAACAAAAGGUCCUACUAGCACAGUGCCAACAGAAGGUCCUACUAGCACAGCGCCAACCGAAGGUCCUACUAGCACAGUGCCAACUGAAGGUCCUCCAGGGACAGUGCCAAAUGAAGGUCCUACUAGCACAGCACCAACCGCUGGUCCUGCAAGCACAGUGCCAACAGAAGGUCUUACUAGCACAGUGCCAACCGAAGGUCCUUCAGGGACAGUGACAAAUGAAGGUCCUACUAGCACAGGACCAACCAAAGGUCCUGCAAGCACAGUGCCAACAGAAGGACUUACUAGCACAGCACCAACCGAAGGUCCUUCAGGAACAGUGCCAAAUGAAGGUCCUACUAGCACAGCGCCAACCGAAGGUCCUGCAAGCACAGUGCCAACAGAGGGUCCUACUAGCACAGUGCCAACCGAAGGUCCCUCAGGAACAGAGCCAACAAAAGUUCCUACUGGCACAGCGCCAACCGAAGGUCCUUCAGGGACAGUGCCAAAUGAAGGUCCUUCUAGCACAGUACCAAAAGAAGAUCCUACUAGCACAGCCCCAACCGAAGGUCCUUCAGGGACAGUGCCCAAUGAAGGUCCUACUAGCACAGUGCCAACCGAAGGUCCUUCAGGGACAGUGCCAAAUGAAGGUCCUUCUAGCACAGCACCAAAAGAAGAUCCUACUAGCACAGCACCAAAAGAAGAUCCUACUAGCACAGUGCCAACAGAAGGUCCUAUAAGCACAGCGCCAACUGAAGGUCCUAUAAGCACAGCGCCAACCGAAGGCCCUUCAGGGACAGUGCCAAAUGAAGGUCCUACUAGCACAGCACCAAAAGAAGAUCCUACUAGCACAGUGCCAACAGAAGGUCCUAUAAGCACAGCACCAACUGAAGGUCCUUCAGGGACAGUGCCAACAGAAUGUCCUACUACCACAGCGCCAACUGAAGGUCCUAUAAGCACAGUGACAACUGAAGGUCCUUCAGGGACAGUGUCAAAUGAAAGUCCUUCUAGCACAGCGCCAACCGAAGGUCCUUCAGGGACAGUGCCAAAUGAAGGUCCUACUAGCACAGCACCAACCAAAGGUCCUGCAAGCACAGUGCCAACAGAAGGUCCUACUAGCACAGCGCCAACCGAAGGUCCUUCGGGGACAGUGCCAAAUGAAGGUCCUACUAGCACAGCGCCAACUGAAGGUUCUUCAGGGACAGUGCCAAUUGAAGGUCCUACUAGCACAGCACCAACCGAAGGUCCUGCAAGCACAGUGCCAACAGAAGAUCCUACUAGCACAGUGCCAACCAAAGGUCCUUCAGGGACAGUGCCAAAUGAAGGUCCUACUAGCACAGUGCCAACAGAAAGUCCUACUAGCACAGCGCCAACCAAAGGUCCUUCAGGGACAGUGCCAAAUGAAGGUCCUACUAGCACAGCACCAACCGAAGGUCCUUCAGGGACAGUGCCAAAUGAAGGUCCUACUAGCACAGCCCCAACCAAAGGUCCUUCAGGGACAGUGCCAAAUGAAGGUCCUACUAGCACACUGCCAAAAGAAGAUCCUACUAGCACAGCACCAAAAGAAGAUCCUACUAGCACAGUGCCAAAAGAAGAUCCUACUAGCACAGCACCAAAAGAAGAUCCUACUAGCACACUGCCAAAAGAAGAUCCUACAAGCACAGCACCAACUGAAGGUCCUACUAGCACAGCACCAGCAGAGGGUCCUAUAAGUACAGUGCCAACUGAAGGUCCUACAAGCACAGUACCAACAGAAUAUUCUGUCACUGAAAUGACUACCAAGGCACAGAAUGAAAACCCAAAGGAACUGUCAUCUGUCAAGGACCCUAGAUCUACCCCUGUUCCAAGCAAGACACCAUCCUCUCCUGUUCCAGUGAAACCAACAAAAAAACCCAGUCAACCUAGUAUGGAGAAGAAUGACAAAUCUGAACCAAAGAAAACUCCCAAGGAUCCUAGUGGCAUUGCUCCAACCAGACCAGCAGAAAAACCUCUUAAUCCUACCUCAGACAAGAAUGGCAAAACAAAUAGUAUUAAAGAUUAUCAAACUGAUGAUUAUGACACUAACCUCUGCAGUGGGCGUCCAGUCAGUGGUUUGACUACUCUCAGAAAUGGUACCAUUGUGGUGUUCAGAGGACAUUAUUUUUGGACACUGGACAAACAUAGAAAUCCUGACCCUCCUCAGUUAAUUACAAGUGUGUGGGGAAUCCCAUCUCCCAUCGACACGGUUUACACCCGCUGCAACUGCCAGGGCAAAACCUACUUCUUCAAGGGAAAGAACUACUGGAGGUUUGAGAAUGCUGUGAUGGAUCCUGGCUUUCCCAAACCCAUCAGCACGGACUUCGGACAGAUUGGUCAUAUCACAGCUGCUUUAUCUAUACCUCAGUACCGAAGCAGAAAAGAGUCUGUAAUCUUCUUCAAAAGAGGUGGGAUGGCGCAAAAGUACAUAUAUCAGUUUACUCCAAAUUGUGGGACAAAGCCAAGAUUUCCUAUGUUGACAGUGAGGACGAGAGCCAGACGACAAGCUGCUGCAGCUCUGGGUCAAGUGAUCAAUAUCUCAAAGACCUGGAGAGGAUUUCCGACUAUGGUGACCUCAGCCGUGUCUGUACCCUCAAGGGUGAAAGAGGGAUACAAGUAUUAUGUAUUCACUCAAAACAAUUAUUACAGCAUCAAAAUGGAAAGAGAAAUACCAGUGAUCCUCAAACCUGCUACAGGUCCAAAGGAAAACUCUGCAACCAGCUUCUUUAAAUGCCCAGAAACCCAGAAAAACUGAGUCAUACAUCUCUUUCCCUCAUGCCAUAUGUGGUAAAUUAUAUUUCUAGUCAUGCACUUGUUUUAGGUGCAGUGCAAAACAACCUUUGAUAGUAAUGCUGCAUCUUUGGAGAUGGAAUUAGGGACAAACAAAGACUUCCUUCAAAACAAUUUUAUUGUAUGAAUGUAAAAUUAUUAAAAUAAUUAAUAUUGAUGGAUUGCUCAGAGCAUUAAACUAACAAGCAAAAAUUAUAAUACACUGACUGAAGUCUUAAAGCAGAACAGAGGUAUGACUGUGUUCUUCUGGAGCCAUUCAUUCAGAAUGUGUUGCUCCAGAACUGCUUCACCUGGCAAAACGUCCCCUCACACCAGUGAUGCCACCUAUAGCAAGAAAGAUGUCAAAUCCACUUGAUUAUGUUAAAUCUUACUGUGUUAAUACUGCUGGGUUAAAAACUAAAUG